Hibiscus syriacus is the source of this 450-nucleotide messenger RNA. RefSeq names its product outer envelope membrane protein 7. The record is from RefSeq and is a predicted model, not a curated record. NCBI's taxonomy places the organism in Eukaryota, Viridiplantae, Streptophyta, Magnoliopsida, Malvales, Malvaceae. Bases 86 to 307 code for a protein of 73 amino acids. The transcript has a single exon.
AAAAUAAAUUAUUUUGAGAGAGAAGAAGAAAGGAACUGAUCAUCAUCGUGUAGAUCGAGAGAGAAAGCAAUCAAUCAUAUCAUCAAUGGCAGCAGUAACAGCGGCAGUGAUAGCAAUAGCGGGAGUGAUAUUAGGAUGGAUAGCAAUCGAGAUCGCUUGCAAGCCUUGCCUUGAGAGAGGCCGUGAAGCCAUCGACCGAUCCCUUAACCCCGAUUACGACCCUGACGAGGAUAUCCGAGCUCCUCUCAACACAAACCCAGAUCCCCAGUCUCCCCCCGGUAUUUCUUCAACUCAAACCCUUAAAUGAUCGCUUCAAAAUACGAGAAUUGGGUGUGUUUUUCGUACUUGAUUAUAGGUGAUUUUACUUUCUUGCUCUUUGUCCAAGGUGAUUUCGCCAUUGUUAUGUUUGAACUUUGAAUGAAUGAAUAUGGUGCUGUUGAUUUAUUACGA